Molecule: messenger RNA, 4419 nt
Organism: Physcomitrium patens
Lineage: Eukaryota; Viridiplantae; Streptophyta; Bryopsida; Funariales; Funariaceae
Product: phosphoglucan, water dikinase, chloroplastic
Biological process (GO): phosphorylation
Molecular function (GO): kinase activity; ATP binding; starch binding
Source: RefSeq, a predicted model, not a curated record
GAGGAAAUUGUGAACAACAGUUCUGAAAAUUACACAGAAAAAUAAUAUAGUUUGCAUGCCAGUUCAAAUCAUCAACAGCAUCAACAAAAACAGUGGGUGCGAACCAAGUGCAGUGUAGGAUCACGGCGCGCGGUCAUAGGCGAGGGAGGGGGGAAGCGCUACUCGAGCGAAUCGAGGUGGCAGUUCCACCUGGAAGGGUCGGGUUUAAGGGAUCGAUGAUAAGUACCACGAGUGUGAGCGUGAGUUUGUGUCCGUGGCAUCCAUGACCGCCCCUCCUGCAAACAAACGGGCCUCGUAGGUUGCACCUCGAAUACAGCCAAAUUGGGACCUUGGCGAUUGCCGCCGUUAACUUCCAACCGAUUGCAACCUUUGUGAUCUGGAGAGGCUCAUCCAUGGGUUCUGGAUUGAAACCAAGCUGUGGGACUACAUGGCGUGGGUGGUGGUAGUGAUUGAGCUCAGCGAUGGUGAAUGCCCUUGAGAAGGAGGAGGAGAAGACGAGAGGGAGGAGGGAGUGCUGUGGCGUGCGUGCCUCGCUUGACGCCCUAAUUUGGAGUUGGGUGGGUGGUGAGAAGCCAUGGCUUCCGCUCCCUGGAUGGUUCCACGCGGGCUGGGCCCGCGGAGGAGCAAGAUGGAAGAGUGCGUGCAAUGUGCCGUGAUUGGUAGUGGCAAGACGAGGAGGAAGGUGGGUUUGCAGAGGACGAGUUUGAUGGUGAGGAGUGAGAAUAAGGUGAAGGUUCGGCUGCGAAUUGACCACCAGGUGCAAUUCGGUGAAUCGCACGCCAUUUUGGGUUCUUCGCAAUGUACUGGAGCGUGGCGGGAGAGGGUGCCUUUGCAAUGGACGGAGUCGGGUUGGGUGGUAGAGUUAGAGGCUAAUCCUGGUGAGACAUUUGAAUACAAGCAUAUCAUCGUCACCCAUGGGGGUGAUGUGAUUUGGGAAGGGGGUCCGAAUCGCGUCCUGUCGGUGCCCGAUGAGGGUGAAUUCGAGGUUGUUACCCAUUGGGGUUGCACCCAUGAGGAGCUCCAGUUGCAAGGAGAGCAGGUGAUAGAUGGACCAGUAGAUGUGGGCAAGGGAAGUAAAGAGGAGCCAGGUCAAGCUUCUGAAACUUCAAGUGGUCAGCAGAGGGAGCGUUCAGUGUGUGAGUUGGGAGAGAUUUCGACAUCGUUUGUACAUCAAUGGCUGGGAGGUGCGGCGAAGGAUGGACAGGAGAGAGCAUGCAAGUGGGACACCACUGGCUUGGAUGGGCCUGCCUUGCAUUUAGUAGAAGGUGACAAAAAUGCGAAGAACUGGUGGCAGAAGUUGGAGGUGGUGCGUUCGCUUGUUAGUGGUGAAUUUGGGAAUACAGAAAGGCUGAAAACGCUUGUAUAUAUCUCAGUGUACCUGAAAUGGAUCCGUACAGGGCAAAUCGCUUGCUGCGAGGAUGCUAAACACUACAGUCUCGACCAGCACGCUGAAAUCUCCAGGAAAAUCUUUGCGGAGCUGGAACGCAUCAUUGAUGAUAGAAGUGCGAGUUUAAGGGAAAUUCUGGUGGUCCGAAAGAUUCUUCCUAGCUUGCCCGCUUUUAAGGUGCAAUACACAGCAUCUGAUCCUCUGACCAGAAUACGGGACAUUGCGCAUCGUAAUGAUAUCCCGCAAGACCUGAAGAAGGAAAUUGAGCAUACGUUACAGAGUAAGUUGGAUAGAAGUGCAGGACCGGAGGAUUUAGUGGCCACGGAGGCAUUGCUUUCUCGUGUGAAUCAGAAGCCCGGAGAGUACAGUGAAGUGUUUGUGGAAGAGCUCAAGUUUUUCUAUACGGAGCUCAAAGAUUUCUUCAAUGCUGGAAGUUUGACUGAACAGCUGGAAGGACUGCGUCCAUUAAUUGAUGAAGAUACUCAAGCAAUUUCAGCGCAUUUUCUUUCGAGCAAGGACAGGUUGGAGACAUUGGAGAAGACAAAUGUUGCAAGUAUCAUUGAGCCGUUGUUGGAUACGAUACAUGCAUUGACUAAUUUGCGUGGGACAUUGGUGAAGGGGCUUGAUAGCGGACUUCCAAACGACGCUUCUGAUGAGUCCAUUGCCAUGCGGCAAAAAUGGCGUCUGUCCGAGAUAGGGUUAGAGAAGUACUCGUUUGUUUUGUUCAGCAGAUUGGUGAAUGCGUUUGAAAACGCCGGAGGAGUCGAAUGGUUUGUAGGGAUGGUCAGAGAUGGGAAAAUAGGGCAAUGGACGCCUGCAUUGACUAGUCUCGCAAUGGGCGCUCAGCAGCUAGGUUUUUCAGGAUUGCACAACGCCGAAUGUAUUGCAAUAAACAACGAGCUACUGGCAUGGUCAGCGACAGCGGUUGUCGCUGCAUUUACUGUCAAAGAUACAAAGGUAUGGGCAUUAAGGCUGAAGGCAACCGUAGACCGUGCUCGUCGACUAACUGAGACUUACAUUGACUCCAUGUUGCAACUCUUCCCUGACUGUACGGACAAGCUUGGCAAGGCUUUUGGUAUUCCAGAAGACACCGUGAGAACCUAUGCAGAAGCUGGCAUACGAGCAAGUUUGGUGUUUCAAGUUGUAAAAUUGUGUUCGCUGCUUCUCAAGGCCAUUCGAAGGACGGUUGGAGGGGAUGGUUUUGACGCUAUCAUGCCUGGAAGAGCUGCAGGUCGGUUGGUUGAAGUUGAAAGAAUUGCACCGAGUUAUUUGCCAUCUUCCGACAGCGGUCCUCUCAUACUUCUGGUUAAGAAGGCGUCCGGCGAGGAAGAGAUCAAGGCUACUGGCCUAAAUGUGGCGGGGGUGGUACUACAACAUGAGCUGCCACACUUGUCACAUUUGGGUGUCCGGGCUCGUAAAGAAAAUGUUGUGUUCGUCACAUGUGACGACGAAGCCAAGAUAGCCAGUCUACGUCCUUUGCUGAAUAGGAAUGUUGAAAUAUCGGGAUCCUCUGAAUUUGUUCAUGUUAGACCAUAUGAAACUCCACCACCCCAAGCACAACAGUAUGUGGGGGCUGGUUUGAGUUUGAAAGAAAAAAUGGUUAACGAUGAGUUGGGGCCUUCUUACAUUAGGUUAAGCACGCUAUCGAAAGUCGCAGACCUUAAACAGAGCAAGAUCGUCCGAAGCCCACUUGGGACAGUGUUUGAUAUCUCUAAGGCUACUACUGAAAAAGCUGGUUCGAAAGCAGCUGCGUGUGGUGUGCUGGCUGUGUUGGCUGAGCAGGCGAAGACGGUGCACAGUGAUCUAGGUGUGCCCGCAACGUUUCGUGUACCCAGAGGAAAUGUUAUUCCGUUCGGAGCUAUGGAGGAUGCUCUUGAAAGCAGUAAGUCUGUGAGAAAGUUUAAUGCACUCGUCGAGAAGAUCGAGGCUGCUCCGCUAGAAGGUGGGGCAUUGGACAAUGUGUGCGACGAGUUGCGAUCUCUUGUUGCAGAACAACGAAUUUCUCAGGCCGCUCUGGAUGGGCUUGCAUCAGGAAGUUUCUCUAAAAUCUCCAGGCUAAUAGUCCGGUCGAGUGCGAGUAUUGAAGAUUCUACAGGAUUUCCUGGGACGUGGUUGUAUGAGUCAAUACCGAAUGUCAGGCUCUCAGAGCCUGAAAGUUUUAGUAAAGCUGUGGCUCGAGUUUGGGCUUCUUUGUACACAAGAAGGGCAGUAUUGAGCCGACGAAUUGCUGGAGUCCCUCAGAAGGAAGCCUCCAUGGCUGUCCUAGUCCAGGAGCUCUUGUCUCCAGAAUUAAGCUUUGUUCUCCAUACGGUGAAUCCAAUUGACCACGAUUCGACAGUAGUACAAGCCGAAUUAGCUGUUGGAUUAGGUGAGACAUUAGCGUCUGGAACACGAGGUACUCCUUGGCGACUUGCUGCUAACAAGUUUGACGGGACGGUGAGGACUUUGGGUUUCGCUAACUUCAGUGAGCAGAUAUUAGUUCGUCACGAAAGCAAGGUAGCCGAUGGAAGUGUUAUGCGCGAAGUCGUUGAUUACAGCGGCCAACGUCUCUCCUCUGAUCCUGCUUUCCGAGAACGAGUAGGACAGCGUCUUGCCACCAUUGGGUUUUUUCUGGAGCAGCACUUCAAAGGCCCUCGAGAUAUUGAGGGCUGCAUCAUUGGUGAUGAUGUUUACAUCGUGCAAGCUCGGUCUCAGCCAUGAACAAAGCAUGCAACGUUUUGUUCUUGGAUUGGACUGUCAAGGUCUGUCAUCUUGUUGUAUAAUACUUGUACUUGUAGUGUAGAUAAUUUUACAUUGGGAAACAAUUGUGGACCUCUGUUUGGAUGCAUUGCUCCAAUUCUGGCACGUCUUUAAAACUUAGCUCAUUGUAGCCCGCAGCGGACACUUUUAAUAACUUAGAUGUAGAGAAACAGCGGUAGCAAAUGCUACCAUCUUAGUUCCCUGGUGUUGUUCGUAGCAGGUUUAGGUGUAUGUACCUCUUGCAAUCGGAUGUGAUUGUCAUAUGCAAGCCUUUUGGGCUCAUCUUCUGCGAA